Molecule: messenger RNA, 3026 nt
Organism: Acipenser ruthenus (sterlet)
Lineage: Eukaryota; Metazoa; Chordata; Actinopteri; Acipenseriformes; Acipenseridae
Product: zinc finger protein 436-like
Exons: 5
Coding region: 596-2785 (729 amino acids)
Biological process (GO): central nervous system development; regulation of transcription by RNA polymerase II
Cellular component (GO): nucleus
Molecular function (GO): DNA-binding transcription factor activity, RNA polymerase II-specific; RNA polymerase II cis-regulatory region sequence-specific DNA binding
Source: RefSeq, a predicted model, not a curated record
GAUCCAGCUUCAAAACCUCCCUUGGGUUCGACAGGGAGGCCAGCAGCCAAUCAGGCUGGGAUUAGAGUUUCUACAGCCAAUGGUUCCAACCAGACACGCCCACUGCUUGUGACGCUCCAUUUCAGUACAGGAGAUAGAAAAGGUUGUUUUGCUUAUGCAGAAGAGAGGGCUGCAGCCCUACAGGUUUCACAGAAUUGUAUUAUCUGCUGUUUAAAGUAUUUUAGGUUGGGUACAAAUGUUUCGCUGAUUGAUAUUAUUUGUUUUGUUCGUUUACUGCCUGCAUUGAGUUCUGAAACAGAGUCCCCUUUGUGUUUUUAUUUAAGCACUCAGACAGAGUGGAGCGUGUCAGCUGUACACACAGAUGUUUAACUUGUCAAUGUGAUUUUUUACUGAGAAAACAAACGCGCUUUAAGUUCAAGCUAUACAUGAUGGUAAAAGUUACUCCUUGCAAAGUAAGACGAGUCUCUUGUUUGUUUGUUUUCUUCAUCACACUAGAAGUGAUGAUUUUAUAUGACUGUUAAUUCUAUUUAAAUAAAUAUUAAAUUAAACUCAAGGAGGAUUCUGCUACGCGAGUCUCACACUGAAACCAGUGAAGAUGGACGUCAGCGUCUCCGUGUCGUUCUUUCAAGACGAGCUCGCCUCUACCAUCGAGCACGCAGUGAAAGCGGCUGUAGACACCGUCUUGUGCCAAAUCACAAAAGUUGUCGGCGGCAAAUUCACUGAAUUCCAAAUGGAAAUGGCUGGAAAGGAGAAAGAGAAUGAAAGUCUGAAGCUGAGAUUGGAAAUAUCAGAGAGCGAGUUGAAAGCAGUGCGGGAAUGCAUGAACGCUGCAGAUGCAGACAUUAAACAACCUCUCAGAAACAUGAACCCCGACUGCAAUGAACAAGACUUUCAGAGGAACGAGAACCAGGGAUUAUUUCAAGAUCCCAAAGAGCGCCAUGCUAUGUCUAAAUCUGAAGCACAGGAGGGGCCAAGGAUAGAAGCAGUUUACACACAAGAGGAGUCCUUUGACCAGGAGUGGUGUUCAAGUCUAAAGCAGGUUACAGAGCUGACAUGUGUUAAAGAUGAAGAGGUCCCUCGACUGGAAUGUGUUCCUAUUAAAGAGGAAUUCAUAGAACAGGAAUGUGUCCCCAUCGCAGAGGAAGUUCCUGCUGAAAAUAAUGUCUGUACACUUGAGGAGAACAACAAGUUGGGAUCCAGCCUGUGUGAUGAUUGUCCACCUGAAUGUGAACUGGGAUUUAGAGCUGCUAAAGGGAAUCACAGAAGAGGGACACCAUUUUCCUGUGCUGAUUGUGGGAAAAGUUUCAAUCAUUUAUCACGGCUUAAAAUCCACCAGCGUGUUCACACAGGAGAGAAACCUUAUCGCUGCACUGAGUGUGGGAGGAGUUUCACGCGAUUAGAAAGUCUUAAAUCACACCAGCGCAUUCACACAGGAGAGAAACCUUAUCACUGUACUGAGUGUGGGAAGAGUUUCACGCUGUUACAAAAUCUUAAAUCGCACCAGCGCAUUCACACAGGAGAGAAACCUCAUCACUGCACAGAGUGCGAGAAGAGUUUCACGCUGUUACAAAAUCUUAAAACACACCAGCGUGUUCACACAGGAGAGAAACCUUAUCACUGCACUGAGUGUGGGAAGAGAUUCACAUAUUUAAGUUCCUUGAAAGUCCACCAGCGCUCUCACAAAUAUCCCAAAGAGCGCCAUGCUAUGUCUAAAUCUGAAGCACAGGAGGGGCCAAGGAUAGAAGCAGUUUAUACACUAGAGGAGUCAUUUAACCAGGAGUGGUGUUCAAGUCUAAAGCAGGUUACAGAGCUGACAUGUGUUAAAGAUGAAGAGGUCCCUCGACUGGAAUGUGUUCCUAUUAAAGAGGAAAUCAUAGAACAGGAAUGUGUCCCCAUCGCAGAGGACGUUCCUGCUGAAAAUAAUGUCUGUACACUUGAGGAGAACAACAAGUUGGGAUCCAGCCUGUGUGAUGAUUGUCCACCUGAAUGUGAACUGGGAUUUAGAGCUGCUAAAGGGAAUCACAGAAGAGGGACACCAUUUUCCUGUGCUGAUUGUGGGAAAAGUUUCAACCAUUUAUCACGGCUUAAAAUCCACCAGCGUGUUCACACAGGAGAGAAACCUUAUCGCUGCACUGAGUGUGGGAGGAGUUUCACGCGAUUAGAAAGUCUUAAAUCACACCAGCGCAUUCACACAGGAGAGAAACCUCAUCACUGCACUGAGUGUGGGAAGAGUUUCACGCUGUUACAAAAUCUUAAAUCACACCAGCGCAUUCACACAGGAGAGAAACCUCAUCACUGCACAGAGUGCGGGAAGAGUUUCAUGCUGUUACAAAAUCUUAAAUCGCACCAGCGCAUUCACACAGGAGAGAAACCUUAUCACUGCACAGAGUGCGGGAAGAAUUUCACACAGUUAGGAAGUCUUCAAUUACAUCAGCACCGUCACACAGGAGAGAAACCUUAUCACUGUACUGAGUGUGGGAAGAGUUUCACGCUGUUACAAAAUCUUAACAGACACCAGCGCAUUCACACAGGAGAGAAACCUUAUCACUGCACAGAGUGCGGGAAGAAUUUCACACAGUUAGGAAGUCUUCAAUUACAUCAGCACCGUCACACAGGAGAGAAACCUUAUCACUGUACUGAGUGUGGGAAGAGUUUCACGCUGUUACAAAAUCUUAACAGACACCAGCGCAUUCACACAGGAGAGAAACCUUAUCACUGCACUGAGUGUGGGAGGAGUUUCACAUAUUCAAGUUCCUUGAAAGUCCACCAGCGCUCUCACAAAUAGAUCUUAUCAAUGUAGUGAAUGUCUGAAAUGUUUCAGUCACUUAUCAAACCUUAAAAAACACCAGAAAAUGCACACGAGUGACGCUCUGUCCCUUCUCUGAAUGUCAGUUACUGUGUCUUGAAGGACACAAGAUAAUUAAUAGAAUCUUAGACACUUGGACACCUGAACACCAGGAGUAAAUUUGACUAAAAUACAAAGAUAUUUACUGUAAGCAAAAUAAUAAAGUUGCUUGAUAAAUAGA